AAUUUCAGCUGUCUACAGCAAAAGCAAGAUGAGCACCCGCGACCUGGUGGAAGGCGAGGCUGUGCUGGACGACGAGGAAAACGACGAGCACUCCGAAGACUAUGAUGGCGAGGUCCGCGAAGGUGCUGGGACGGCUGGGGGUUACGACGACUCCAGCGAGGAGGACGAGGAGGAAGACGAUGACGAGGAGGCGGCGCGUGCGGUCCGCGAAGGCUUCAUUGUCGACGAGGAUGAGGAGUUAGAGGAGCGCGCAGAGCGCCGACGAGAGAAGAGGAAACGUCGCCGGGAGGAACGGGAGCGCGAAGAUGAGCAUCUUGAUGAGGAAGAUCUCGAGCUCAUCGGCGAGCUCAACCCGGACUUUCAGCCUCCCGUUGCCGCAGAGCAAUCUAAAUUCAAACGUCUUAAGCGUGGCCACAAAGACCGCGACCCCCGACAACCCUCCCAGGGGAUCGACGAUAUGUUCAAUUCCGACGAGGAGGAAGACACAGGUGACUACGCCCAGUUGAGCCAUCGCAGAACCGCCCACGAUGAAAUGGAUGACUUCAUCGAAGAGGAUGUCUUUUCCGAUGACGAGCUCCAGCAGGAGCGGGAGGAUCUGGAGAUCGCUCGCCCCGCCAGGAAAGGCAUAACGGGGCUGGGUGCUACUGAAGCGGCGGGACUGGACGAAAACGCCCUCGAGGAUAUGCGUGCGGCUUUCGGCGACGGCAACGAGUACCUGUUUGCACUGGAGAUGGAGGAACAAGAGCAGGAGCAGGAGGUGGAUGAGGAAAAACACCUGAAUCUCAAGGACGUUUUCGAGCCGUCGCAGUUGGCGGAGAAGAUGUUGACCGAGGAGGACAAUGAGAUCCGACUGCUCGACGAACCAGAACGCCACCAGAUCGCCCGCAAGCCGUAUCGCCAUGUCGUCCUCACCGAGGAGCAGUUCCGGGAGGAAGCGGCCUGGAUCUCAAACCUGAUGCUCCUCAAGAAGCGCCUCGACCCGGAGUUGCGGGACCCCUUCCAGCGCUCGGUUGCCAAGGUUCUCGAAUUUCUUGUCACCGAUGACUGGGAGGUCCCCUUCAUCUUCCAGCACCGCAAGGACUACAUGAUCCACGCCUCCAAGGUGCUUGUCGACGACGACGAUGACGACGACGACGACAACAACAAUCACCGCCACCCUGAUGGGCCACGCUACACCAUGAAAGCCGAAAAGCUUCUCAACAUGACCGACCUAUGGGACAUCUUCGACCACGACCUCAAGUUCAAAGCCCUCGUCGACAAGCGCAACACCAUCCAAAAGACCUACGACAAUCUCAACAGUGUCUUCACCGUCAGCGACCCCAUCGUCGAUGACAUGCUGGCCACCGCCGUCACCAUGGAAGAGCUCCAAGACGUGCAGGACUACAUCCACUUCCAGUACGCCUCGCAGCUACGCGACCUGGCCCUGGUCAACGGCAGUGGCGAGGCCAACGGCGAAUCCCAGCGCCGCAAGGCCACGGGCAAGAGCUUCUUCGAACGGGUCCGCAACGGCAAGGCCUACGCCCUAGUACGAGCCUUUGGCAUCACGGCCGAUGCCUUUGCCCAGAAUGCCCUGAAGGAGGGUCGCCGGCAGUACACCGAGGAUCCCAGCGAGCGACCCGAGGAGCUGGCUGACGGCCUGCUGGAUACGGACUUUUCCAAUUCCUCCAACGCCCUGUCGGCAGCCAAGCGCAUGUUUGCCGAGGAACUGGUCAUGAGCCCCAAGAUGCGUAAAGUCAUCCGUCAGGCCUACUACAUGAACGGGGUGGUCGACUGCUUCCGCACCGACAAGGGCCUCAAACGCAUCGACGAGCAGCAUCCGUACUACGAAUUCAAGUACCUGCGCAACCAGCAACUCAGCGAUAUCGCGCGCCAGCCCGAGCUGUACCUGCGCAUGCUCAAGGCAGAGGAGGAAGGCCUGGUGGAGGUCAAGGUCCGGUUCGAAAAUUUCGACCACUUCCGGCAACGGUUAUAUGCGGAUAUCGAGUCGGAUAAUUUCAGCGAGGUCGCCGAUGCCUGGAACCGGAUCCGUCGCGAUGUACUUGACCUGGCGCUGGGCAAGUUAGAACGACUGAUCAACCGCAGCGUCAAGGAGAACAUCCGGCAGGAGUGUGAGAACCACGUCGCCAAGGAAUGCCGCGAAGCCUUCUCGCAGCGGCUGGACCAGGCGCCCUACAAGCCCAAGGGCAUGAUUCUGGGGACGGUACCCCGCGUGCUCGCGCUAUCCACGGGGACUGGUAUCGUGGGCCGCGAGCCCAUCCAUUGGACCUACGUCGAGGAAGAUGGACGCGUGCUGGAGAACGGCAAGUUCAAGGAUCUCUCCGUCGGGGACAGGGACCGCGGGAUCGCCGACGGUAAGGACGUGGCGGAUCUAGUGGAUCUCAUCAAGCGACGCAAGCCGGACGUAAUCGGUGUUUCCGGCAUGUCACCCGAGGCACGCCGUCUAUACAAGCUACUGUCUGAGCUUGUGGAUCGAAAGGAUCUUCGGGGCGCGCCUUACACAGACGACCAUGACGACGAGGUGAGCGAUCCCCUGGAAGUGGUCAUUGUCAACGACGAGGUGGCGCGCCUGUACCAGAACAGCGAGCGGGCCAAGAAGGACCACCCGGGCUUUGCGCCCCUGACUCAUUACUGUGUCGCCCUGGCCAAGUACCUGCAGAAUCCUCUCAAGGAAUAUGCAUCCCUGGGCCGCGACAUUGUCUCCAUCCAGUUCAGACCGGGCCAGCAGCUGGUGACCCAGGAACUACUGCUGAAGCAGUUGGAGACGGCGCUGGUGGACAUGGUCAACCUGGUCGGGGUGGACAUGAACGAAGCGGUGAGCGACACGGCGACGGCCAACCUGCUGCCAUACGUGUGUGGUCUGGGCCCGCGCAAGGCCGCCCAUCUGGUCAAGAUCGUGAACAUGAACGGCGGCAUGGUGAACAACCGGGUAGAGCUGCUCGGGGUCAACGCGCAGUACCCGGCGAUGGGAGUCAAGGUGUGGAAUAAUUGCGCGAGUUUCCUGUACAUUGACUUUGAGAAUGCGGACCCGGACGCGGACCCGCUGGACAACACACGUGUGCACCCGGAAGACUACGACAUCGCCCGCAAGAUGGCGGCCGACGCGCUUGAGUUGGACGAGGAGGACAUCAAGGCGGAGACGGACGAGAACGGACAGGGGGCGAUCGUACGCAAGCUGUUCCGGGAGGAGGCGCAGGACCGCGUCAACGACCUGAUCCUGGAGGAGUAUGCCGAGCAGCUGGAGAAGAACCUGAACCAACGCAAGCGAGCGACGCUAGAGACCAUCCGGGCAGAGCUACAACAACCGUACGAGGAGCUGCGGAAGCAGUUUGUCACGCUCAGCACGGACGACAUCUUCACCAUGUUCACGGGGGAGACGGCGGAGACGCUGAGGGAGGAGAUGGUGGUGCCCAUCUCGAUCAAGCGCAUCACGGAUGACCACAUCGACGGCAAGCUGGACUGCGGGAUCGACGCGGUGGUGCCGGAGAACGAGAUGACGGACCGGUACGACAUCCCCGUGCGGACGCUGUACAGCAUGCACCAGACCGUGCCCGCCAAGAUCCUGUUCCUGAACCGCAAGAAUUUCACCUGCAACGUCUCGCUGCGGGAGGAGCAGGUGAGCCGGGCGUAUCGCAAGCCGCCGGCGCACUUUGGAAGCGAGUGGGAUGAGCGCCAGGAGCAACAGGACCGCGAGGCGCUGCAGGAGACGACGCAGCGCGACGGGCGGACGAUGCGGGUGAUCAAGCACCCCUUGUUCCGGCCGUUCAACUCGACGCAGGCGGUGGAGUUCCUGGGCACGCAGAGUCGCGGCGACGUCGUGAUCCGGCCGUCGUCCAACGGCCCGGACCAUCUGGCCGUGACGUGGAAGGUGGCCGACGGGGUCUACCAGCAUAUCGACGUGCUCGAGUUGGACAAGGCCAACGAGUUCUCGGUCGGGCGCACGCUGAAGAUCGGUGGCCGCUACACGUACAGCGAUCUGGACGAUCUGAUCGUCAACCACGUCCAGGCGAUGGCCAAGAAGGUUGAUGAGAUGAUGCUGCACGAGAAGUACCAGGCAAUCAGCAAAAGCGAUACCGAACAAUGGCUCGAAAAGUACACCGAGGCGAACCCCAAACGGUCCUCGUACGCCUUCUGCCUGGAUCCCCGGCAUCCAGGCUACUUCUUCCUGUGUUUCAAGGCUGGGAAGAGCGUGCCGGUGCACAGCUGGCCGGUCAAAGUGAUCCCCCAGGGCUAUGAGCUGCAGCGCAACCAGUACCCGGACAUGCGUGCGCUGUGCAAUGGCUUCAAGCUGCUGUUUAUGAACAUGCAGUCGGGCAAGCGGCGAUAAAUCUCCAUUCUCUUCUAUCCUGUCUUCCUGUCUUCCUGUCUUCCUGUCUUCCUGUCUUCCUGAGCAUCGAGAUCGAAUGGUGUUCUUCUUGUUCUCUUCUUCCACCGAUUUUCUUUCCCAUAUGGUUCUUGUAACUUAUAGUGGACAUGGCGUUGCGAUAGUUGAAU
Messenger RNA from Penicilliopsis zonata CBS 506.65, 4491 nucleotides. RefSeq lists its product as hypothetical. The transcript has 4 exons. The coding region runs from base 29 to 4324 and encodes 1431 amino acids. Lineage: Eukaryota; Fungi; Ascomycota; Eurotiomycetes; Eurotiales; Aspergillaceae. Gene Ontology annotation, molecular function: nucleosome binding; DNA binding; histone binding. The record is from RefSeq and is a predicted model, not a curated record. Gene Ontology annotation, cellular component: transcription elongation factor complex. Gene Ontology annotation, biological process: mRNA transcription by RNA polymerase II; transcription elongation by RNA polymerase II; positive regulation of transcription elongation by RNA polymerase II.